AUGCUCGCAUGCGCCGUACCGAGGCUCGAUGCUGACCCUUCCCCUUCGCUGGGUGGCCCACCACCGCUCGCAUCAACCUCGGCGUCCCGUUCGCGGCGCGACGAUGGCUCAACAGCAGCGGCGACGUUGACGCGUUCGAGCUACCUGCACCGCCUCGUGCAGCUCUCGCGCCGAGCAGAAGCGCCGGCCUGCUCACGGUCCUCAUCUACCCACUCGUUCGUUGCGUCCCCAGAGUCCUCGUCGACCAUCGAGCACCUGUCCUGGUCGGGCCAUCGCGUCGUGCACGCCUCGGGGUCCUCGAUCGUUCGCACGUACUCUUUCCCCCACGCCGUCGUACGACAGGCAGUAUUCGCUCAACUUCCCACCCGAGCCACAAAUCACAACAGAUCCGUCAACAGGUCGGGCGCGUCCUCAACCUCAUCCUCGUCCCCGUCCAGGACAACCGCUGCCGGACCAGAUCGACACGCAACCCUAUUCGGCCCUUUCCAACCUGCUCCUCCGAUGCCAUGGACCGACGACCCUCUACCCUUGCCCCUGCAUCCACCCGAACCCACCUCGGAGAACGAACAAGAGAAUCUGGCAACGCAACAAGUCCUCGAACGGCAUUUGCUCGUUUCCCUGUCGACCGACGAACUGUACGUUUACCCACUCGCACCGACGGGCGCCGGACCAUGGAUUGUCCCUCUCGCUUCGGCCCAACACGAAUCUUCACCACCUUCUUCGACGCAUCCCCCAUCAGGGGAGGAGCACAAGAUGUGGUCCCUACCCCGCGGCGUCUUGAUCGAAACCAAGGGAGGGUACUGGGAUACGCUCGACGAUGUCAAACACUCGAUCAAACGCAUCCAAGACCCAGAACCCACAACAACGACCCUGCGACCGCACAAGAUCGUUCAGGUUCUCGCUCUCAACACGGACGAUCGGGCGCUACUUGUCACAAUCAACACGGUCGAGUCCAAGCUCGACGUAUGGAGCUGCACCCGAUCGAACCUCGACAGACCCAAAGAAUCUUCGACAAAGGGUAAAGCGCGAGCCAAGUCCGACUUGACGGCGCGCCGCUCGAUGAUCCUUCCUGGACUAGACGAAAUAGCUCACCACGACCCUGCAGCCAAUGAUCGAGUAGGAUCGAAGCGCAAGAGGAACGGUUCGGUCGCUGCUACUGCGCCUCGGAUGAGCGUUGGCUCAUCGUCGCUGGCCGCGGGGGCUUCGACUUCCGUCAAUCGACGCAUCUCUCUCUCCGCUCCACCGACAUCUUCGUACGCCGCAGAAGCGAAUGAGGAACACCUUCUCAUGGAAGCGUUGGCUGCUUCGGGCGCUUCAGGAUCGGUCGGGAUGCGACGCAACGCGACGAGUGCAUCGUCGGCAGGGCUGGCCCACGAGAAUCGACGGACGUCCCUCACACGGAACGAACUGAGCGUGACCAUGGAUCGGAUGGCCCUCGGGCAAGGUGGAGGUUCAAGCCAAGGUCAUGUUUUAACGACCGUCGGCGCAAUCACCGGAGAUGCGGGUGAUCGCACAUGGUUCAACCCGGUACUAGGUGCCGACGUCGAAGGCUUGUUGGAGGAGCGAGAAACGAGCGAAUGGGUCGUCGAGAAGAAGUGGGGGAUGGCUUUCUCAAACAACCAUGGACCGUACGUGUUAUUCCUCGCCCUGGUAUAGGAGCUCAUAUCCUGAUGUCUGACUCUCAAUGACCACCCCCGCAGGUCCGUCUUUGACGACAUACAAGCCUUCCUGUUCGACAGCCGACGGGACAAGUCAAUGCUCGCUAUUCUGCUGCCCCAGAGCCAAACUCUACUCUACCUUUCCGUCGACGCGCAUUCAGUCGUACCGAUACGUCAAACCUCGGCCACACACGCAUGUGUCGUCUCUCACUUACGAGGCAAUGAUGUGAAAGAUCUCUUGGUCAAGCAGCCAGGUGCGCAGGGAUGGAGAAUUGCGCAUGUCCAGGGCCAUGACGAGCCCAUCACCUUCAAUGGCCGAAUCGGAGAUGGGCCCAUCCGAAAGCUCGAGGGCAAUGGCAGUGGUCACGUCUGCGUCACCACUCUGGACGGCACUCGAUCGCUCGUGGAGCUCCCUACGAAUGAACUGCUUCGCGAAGAUUUGACUAGGACAUGUUUGCAGGCGCUCAGCCUCACGUUGUCAACGGACCAGUUUGUCUCACUCGAGCGCAAGGUUCGCGUCACAUGUCGGAGAGACCGGUCAGGGGCGUGGGCAGCAUUCACCGCUGUACUGCUGCGACAGGGUGAAGUGGAAGUUUCCGAAAACCACCGGGAUGCCGCCACCGUGAUCAUCCAAGCUACGAAUGAUGCGCCCAACGACCCGGUACUCGGUGUGUUUCGCAGCUUGCAGUCGGCCACGGUCGCACCGUCGAACGCUCGUCAGAUCGCGUCACCACUUGAUGCAACCGAAAGGGACGAUCUAAAAGUAGUCGUCGCAACGCUUCAUCUCGUCGCCGAGGAUCUCAAGCUGUCGACCCUAAAGAGGGACGAUUGCAAAAGGCUCAGCCAAUUGGUGUUCUCAUUGGCUGCGUCAUUGGGUCUGGAGGAAUGGGUCGAUGUUUACCGACGGUCUUUGGGGAUCCCCUCGGAUGAGAAGGCGUACAGUACGUUCGCAGCUCGUCUCGUCCAAGACAAGCUCACCACGCUGAUCUCUUUCAUGCACACAGAUGUGGCACUUGCAGGUCAUCUCUCGCCGCUGCCUCGAUCGCCACCACGAGUAUUGGAUCAGCUUUCCAUCCUUCUGCGAGGCAGUGCCUCGUCGGAUUCGACCUUGCCACUUCGUCGGUCAUGGUGUAUGCUUGCCGGUAUUGCCGACCAAUUCGGUACCGACGGCUCCUACUUUUAUGGCGCUCUAAAGCCUCAUCCAGUCCAAACGAUCGACUCGCUAUUCCAGCUCUUUACGACCCUCGUCGAAUCCCACGACCCAAACAAGACCCCACUCUUGCGUUCUAAACCCGUCGUCGAACGUAUGGUCGAGUUGGGUAUCGAUGCCGCAGCCCUCGAUCGUCUUUCUCUUGGGGUAGGCAUGGUGUUGAGAGAAGCGGUUAGAGCUUGCCAGAGUGCUGCACCGGCUGGAAUGGGCGAGAAGGCGUACGAGCUGAUCAGGAGACCCGAUCUCGCGCGGCAAGGAAGAGGGCCGGAGCGAGAUGCGACUGACGGGCACAGGGAGGUAAGAAAGAAUCGUCGAUUAAAGGGAGGACUUGGUACAGCGGCUGAACUGAGCUUUUUGUGACUGGCCAGCUCGCGAGUUUGAGUGUUUCCACAGCGAUCGACCAAAUCGCACAGACGACAAAGGCAGGCAAGGCGACGAGUUUGUUCCUUUCGAGCCACCCAUCCGCCAACAGAGACGACCUUGCCGUCAGCACCUCGAACGCGGUCAGAUUCAACGAGGAUCGGCGUCUAGAAGAGGUCAUGCGUAUGCUGCAAUUUGUGGACCCCGUCACUAUUGGCGGAGAUCGGGCAGAACGAACCCUCGACCAGCUCACACCUCAGACGCAACAAUCGCUCCUGCUCUACCUCUCCCAUCGAACGCUCGCUCUUCCCGUUGGCUAUGCGAUGUUCACCUACCGCACCAAUUCGGGUCCGCCCACGGACGCUGUGACGAUUCCGUCCAUCAAUACGUCUGCGCGCAUCUUGCCCAUGCCUUCGCCCGUCUCACUCGUCGAAAAGGAGCCUCGCGACAGCGGAGGACCGGGUCAUGGCGAGCGUUUCGAGUGGCCAAGCUUUCAUGCCGGUGUCGCUGCGGCGUUGCAGUACCAAGCCGCUUCCACAACGAGCUCUGUUGGUCCUAUGAACGAUUUCGGUUUCGACGCCUCGCACAUCUCCUUCAACAAGCCCGCCGAACUCGAUUCGAAGCAUGCCGGAUUCUUGUUUGGGCUCGGUCUUUCGGGCCACUUGAGCAAGAUCGCGUUCAACCAAGUGUUUGAGUACCUCCGGAUGAAGCACGAUCCGACCUCGAUUGGGCUCUUGCUGGGAUUGGCCGCGACGUAUCUCGGAACUGGCGACCCCAAGGUCACGAGCCUUCUUUCGGUCCACUUGGCGGCUCUGCAUCCACCCAACUCGUCGACACUGAACGUCUCGGGUAUGACGCAAGCCGCUUCGCUACUUGGUCUAGGGUUGUUGCAUCUAGGGUCUUCGAAACGUACACUUGCGGACGUGAUGGUUAGGGAAUUGUGCGCAAUUCACGUGACGACCACCGAGGACGCUGCGGCUUGUCGAGAAGCGUACGCUUUAUCCGCAGGGUUUUCGUUCGGCCUCAUCAUGCUCGCGAGCGGUACGAACACGGAAGCCACACCGGGUGAGGUGGCACUGCUCAAGACGUUGAGGGCACUCGUUACCGGAGAAUCCCAUCGACCUCUCCCCACGCCUGCUGGGUCAACGUCCAAAGCGUACAACGUCACCGAUAUCAACGUGACCAGCUCAGCAGCGACAAUUGCACUCGCAUUCAUGUACCUCCGCACCGAGCGCCACGACGUCGCUUCCUUGCUCGAGAUACCAGACACCCCUCGUCGCCUCGAUUACGUUCGCGCUGAUCUUCUUCUCGUACGCACAUUAGCCAGAGCGAUGAUCCUCUGGAACCGUAUCCAACUCUCCAAGACGUGGGUUGAAUCCCACGUACCGAUGUUCAUCUCCCAAGCUGUCGAAACGGCGAAGCAGAAGGGCGUUGCAGCGGAUGCGGAUCUCGAGAUUGCGAGAUGGAGCAUCAUUGCCGGUGCAUGCUUUGCGAUCGGACUCAAGUUUGCAGGAACAGCGGCCGCGGAGGCCCACGGGACUUUGAUUCACUACCUGGAUCGAUUGACGAGAGCGGCUUAUACCAAAGGUGCGAGCUGAGAGCGAGCUAGCGUUAAAUGCUGUCUGAAAACCGUUUGCUGACCCGCCUUUUACCAAAAUUGCGCAGCUCCGACCGUGCAAGCCAAGAUCAGGCGCCACGCGAUCCGGUCGUGCUUGUCCAUUGUUGCGGUCGCGUUGUCGAUGGUCAUGGCAGGAACGGGGGAGAUCAACGUCUUGCGUCGCCUACGCGUCGCCCACGGUCAUUUCGGUGAGGGUGUCACGUACGGCACGCACCUUGCGUCACACAUGGCACUGGGGCUGCUGUGCGCCGGCUCCGGUCAAUAUACCCUAGGGACCUCCAACACCGCCAUUGCAGCACUUGUCAUCUCGUUCUUCCCCGCCUUCCCACCCACGCCCGGUGAAAACCGUUCUCAUCUGCAAGCCUACAGGCAUCUGUGGACCAUUGCCGUCGAACCGCGCUGCCUCGUAGCUCGGGACAUCGACACGGGCGAUUCGACUUUCUUACCCGUACGAUUACGUUUGGUCGACCCUAUGUCGACCUCGACCGCCGGUGCGCAGUCCGAAGUGCGCGCCAAACAACUGGUCGCGCCUACGUUGAUCCCCGAACUAAAACUGAUCCAGACCAUCCAAGUCGAUACACCGCGGUACUGGUCCUUUGCGCUCAAUCUGACUUCACCUUCGUCGACGCACCAACGUGAGGCUUUUUUGGCCGAUCACACUACACUUUGGGUCAAACGACGUACAGGUCACUUGUCGUAUGCUCAAGAUCCUCGAGGUGUCCGCUCAAUUUUCACGCGUUCAAAGUCCGAGACCGGAUCGGCCGUCCUUGACUUUGGUCGGACCGUACGUCUACUGUCGCCUUCUUCUGCGGGAUUACAAGAAUUUGUCAACAGCUUCUCAGACGAUGUCGAAGCCUUGGCGAUGGUUUCGUACAUCUGCGACCCUUCUUCGACGCGGUACAAGCCACCGACCGAAUUCGAAGCUUUCGCUUCAACGGUUUUGCUCGAAUGCCUCACUCGGGACAAGAAAGACCUCGUCGGGGUUUACCAUGGUCUGUUCCAUGCCCAACAACUUGCAGAAGGGUACGACAGGAUUUGGGCACAAGAACAAAUCAGUUUCAUCGUCGAUCUGUAUGGUAGUAAAGUCUUUGGGACUUGGUUCGGGGAUGGGAAAGCUCCUUCUUCGGUGAAAAGGACUACCUCAAAGACUGGCUCGACGCCCUUAGUCAAGGAGAAACUCUUUCGAUCUACUUUCAUCGACUACCUCGCUCAGCCUCCAAAGUCCGUGGUUACCCACGCCGACGAUUUCUCCUCAUCGCUCACGGAUUACGUACUUUACGGCACCUGGCCCUCGGACCCCAUUCAAGCCCAAGCGUUCUCACUUUACCUCGUGCACCACCGCGCGCCUUCUCUCUCUGUCUUGAAACAGUUGUCGCAAGUCGCACGGACGGAUCGGGAGAAUGUCGAACUGCGCUUGAUGGCGAUGGGGAAGAUAUUGGAGGAGAGAACGGGGAGGCCGAUUUGGAGUGAUGAAUUUGGCAAGAGUUUGCUGGAGGCUUGUGGCAGUAGUUGGUGA
Molecule: messenger RNA, 6362 nt
Organism: Microbotryum saponariae
Lineage: Eukaryota; Fungi; Basidiomycota; Microbotryomycetes; Microbotryales; Microbotryaceae
Source: the annotation of a GenBank genome assembly